Oncorhynchus kisutch (coho salmon) is the source of this 1329-nucleotide messenger RNA. Its product is annotated as gastrula zinc finger protein XlCGF7.1-like. NCBI's taxonomy places the organism in Eukaryota, Metazoa, Chordata, Actinopteri, Salmoniformes, Salmonidae. The transcript has 3 exons. The record is from RefSeq and is a predicted model, not a curated record. Bases 1 to 996 code for a protein of 331 amino acids.
AUGUGUGCAGAGGAUCCCUGGUUCGAGCCCAGAGAUGAAGAAGAGGAGGAGAAGAUUGGGACAUCUGUUAAUCAUGGAGACCAUGUUGAGACAUUCUCUACAUCCAGAGAGCAACAGCAGGAAGAUCACAGAGCUAAGAGGUCUCACCUCUGCCCACAUUGUGGGGAGAUUUUCCCAAUUCUAUCAAAACUAGAAAUGCACCUGAAAAUACACACAGGAGAGAGUCUGUAUUCCUGUACUGACUGUGGAAAAAGCUUCAAAACAUCAAGGUCUCUGACAGUUCAUCAGAGAACACACACAGGAAAGACGCCUUACUCCUGCUCAGAAUGUGGAAAAAGUUUCUCUCAACAGAGCAAUUUAAAAACACACCAACGUAUACAUAAAGGAGAGAAGCCUUACUCCUGCUCUGACUGUGGGGUCAGUUUCUCCGGAUUGGAUACCUUAAAAACACACAAACGUAUACAUACAGGAGAGAAGCCAUAUUCCUGCUCUGACUGUGGGAAGACAUUUUCUCAACUGGUCCAUUUAAAUGCACACCGACGUAUACAUACAGGAGAGAAGCCUUACUUCUGCUCUGACUGUGGAAAGAGUUUCUCUCAACAGAGCAGCUUAAGAUCACACCAGCGUACACAUACAGGAGAGAAGCCGUACUCCUGCUCUGACUGUGGGAAGUGCUUCACAACAUCAUCUGCUAUAAACGUUCAUCAGAGAACACACACAGGAGAGAAGCCUUACUUCUGCUCUGACUGUGGAAGGAGUUUUUCCCGGUUGAAUACCUUAAACUGUCACCAGCUAAUACAUACAGGACAGAAGCCUUACUUCUGCUCUGACUGUGGGAAGAAUUUCUCUCUACAGAGCAGCUUAAAAUCACACCAACCUAUACAUACAGGAGAGAAGCCUUACUCCUGCUCUGACUGUGGAAAGUGUUUCUCUCGACAGGGCAGCUUAAAAUCACACCAACGGAUACACACAAUAGAGAAGCCUUUUUCAGAAUAAAACCGUACAUUUUGGGUGGAUUGACAAUGGACCCCUGCUUAAGGUAUCCUCCUUUUUAAAUGAAGUCUUACAGAGUUGGCUACAAUGUCAUCCUUCAGACAAGGCAGAUCUCAUAUUACAGCAAAUAAUAUGGCUCAGCUCCAAUGUACUGAGAGAUAAAACAAGAAAACUUUUAUUGUAAAAGAAAGUGUGUAUAAUAUCUAUGAAGGACAUACAUUUAACAUUUUACAACAUACAACAUUUUCAGACAAGAUAGAAAGGCCAAAGAGGGCAGUGUUGCAAUCUACUGCAGAGAUCUGUCCUACUAUCCAGGUCUGUACCCAAACAAUUUGA